AUGGAAAAGGGUAAAAAGGGCAGGAGACCUUUCCCUGUCCUUCGUCCCCCAUCUUCUCUCCUCAAACCCGCCUACCCCACUACUCUACCCGCACAAACCGCCCCGCAUCACGCCGAUCAGCCUUAUGACCGUAUCUCGACCACCCACGGCACCAUCGCCGCCAGGGCUGUCUCAUUUCAUGGACAGCUCCUAAGCGGCGUCACCCCUCUCCAACUAGCACAGAAUGGCCUGUAUUGA
Penicillium soppii is the source of this 237-nucleotide messenger RNA. RefSeq lists its product as uncharacterized. The record is from RefSeq and is a predicted model, not a curated record. The transcript has a single exon. NCBI's taxonomy places the organism in Eukaryota, Fungi, Ascomycota, Eurotiomycetes, Eurotiales, Aspergillaceae. The coding region runs from base 1 to 237 and encodes 78 amino acids.